AUGUCAUCAAUAUCACCAACCCAUUUAUUCAAGAAUCUUUCAUCUUCCUUGAUCUCUCUCAGUAUUGCUGAAGCUGGAUUGCAAGGGCAUUUGGGAGAUGAAAUCUUUUCUUUUCCACAUAUUCAGGAGAUAGGUUUGUUAUUUAACAAAAAUCUCACAGGCUGUCUUCCAAAAUCUAAUUGGAGUAAUUCCCUCCAGGAAUUAAAUCUCGCAUCAUGCCAAUUUACGGGGGAAAUUCCGAAAUCAUUUUGGAACCACACACAAAUUAUUGAGUUAGAACUCUCUGACAACGAUUUUGUUGGUCAAAUCUCACCAUCACUUUCAAAUCUUCAAAACCUCACUCGUUUAAGUCUAUCCUCGAAUAAUUUCAAUGGUCCAUUUCCAUCUUCAAUUUCAAAACUUAAAAAUCUCGAGUAUGUAGGUUUGGAUGAAAAUGGCUUCCAAGGACAUCUUCCAAAUCAAAUAACUGUAUUUCCACUUUUACAAUGUUUGUACUUGUCUAAUAAUCUAUUGAAUGGAGCAAUUCCUUCUUGGGUUUUUACUCUACCAUCUUUGGAGUCGUUGGACAUUUCUUCUAACCAAUUCACAGGUCAAAUGGGUGAAAUAUCCUCUUAUUCAUUGGAAUUUCUUAAUGUAUCUGAUAACAAGUUGUCUGGUCCAAUUCCAAGGUCAAUUUUUUCCCAAAAAAACUUUAUUUAUCUCGACCUUUCUCACAACUUUUUCACAGGAAGUGUGCUGUUGCAUCACAUGUCAUUGAAAUAUAUGUUGUACUUAGACUUGAGUAACAACUCCCUUCAAGGAGAACCUACUGCUUCUAUUUGCAAUGCUACCUCACUUGGAUUUCUAAGCUUGUCCCAUAACUGCUUCACCGGCACCAUUCCACACUGCAUCAGUAGCUCACUUGAAAUUUUGAACUUGUCUCAUAACAAAUUCACUGGCACCAUUCCUCACUACAUCGGUAGCUCUAGCCUUGCUCUUUCUGUGUUGGAUUUGCAAAUGAAUAAAUUCUCUGGCAGCAUACCUGAAUCAUUUGAAGAAGGCAACAAUUUGAGGACCCUAAAUCUUAAUGGCAACCUUUUGGGAGGGUCAUUUCCUCGAUCUUUGGUCAAUUGCACAAAAUUGAAAGUUUUAGAUCUUGGUAGAAAUGGCAUAGAGGAUGCUUUUCCUCAUUGGCUUCAUGCUCUUCAAGAAUUGCAAGUACUUGUUCUUAGACAGAAUAAGUUGCACGGUUUGAUUCCUAGUUUCAUGGAUGAAGCCAAGCUUGCCUUCCCAAAGUUGAGAGUUUUGGAUCUGUCUAAUAAUAAUUUUAGUGGUCCUCUACCUGCAACAUUUUUCAAAUCUUUUAAAGCUAUGAGAAAUGCAGAUGAAGGAGAAUAUGGUUUGCAUUACAUGGGUUAUGAUAAAUACAACAGUAGAGCACAUUAUGAAGACUCCAUUGAGGUAACAGUGAAAGGAUUAUACAUUCAUUUUGAAAAGAUCUUGACUGUUUUUACAACAAUUGAUGUAUCCAACAACAUGUUCGAAGGAAAACUGCCACAAGUUAUUGGAGAGCUUGGCGCAUUGAAGGCAAUCAAUUUUUCACAUAAUCGGCUCAAUGGUGCAAUUCCAAGCUCAAUUGGAAAUUUGAGGAAUUUGGAAUCCUUGGACUUAUCAUCAAACAAGCUCAGAGGAAAAAUUCCUCCACAAUUGGCAAGUCUAGACUCUCUUGGGUACCUGAACCUAUCACAAAAUGAGCUUGAAGGAUGCAUUCCUAUGGUCCCACAUUUUGAAACAUUCUCACUUGAUUCCUUUAAAGGAAAUAAGGCCUUGCGUGGAUUUCAACUUCACAUUCCAUGCGUCACUCAUGAGAAAAGUGAACCGCCACUACCAAGUUCAAGUUUUGAUGCCAUGUUUUUUGAAUUUGGAUGGAAACCUAUUCUAUUAGGGUAUAUAUGUGGAACCUCAUUCGGAGCAUCCAUGUUUUGGGUUAUGAUUUUCUUAGGAAAACCUCAGUGCAUUCCAAGUAUGGUGAAUAAUCUUAUAAGGAAGUGGAGGACAAGGGUUAACAGGCGUUGCACUUAG
Messenger RNA from Prosopis cineraria, 2061 nucleotides. RefSeq names its product receptor-like protein 9DC3. The transcript has a single exon. The record is from RefSeq and is a predicted model, not a curated record. NCBI's taxonomy places the organism in Eukaryota, Viridiplantae, Streptophyta, Magnoliopsida, Fabales, Fabaceae. Gene Ontology annotation, molecular function: protein binding. The coding region runs from base 1 to 2061 and encodes 686 amino acids.